UGAUAAGGACUCCCCCUCUACCAGGUGAGCUACCGGGGCUGGAUAGAUUUAUGGAAACAUCAUGUUUAGGGUUAAAAUAAGCACUUUGUUAAGGUUAGGAGACUUUUGUCGUCUUGCUUACCAUAAUAACCACAUGGUUAAGGUCAGGGAACGAUUGUGGUCACGGUUUAAAAAUAACAAUGUUGACGAUAAGUUGGAAACAGGAAAAGAACAGCGGCUGAAUCUACUGAGUCUGACGUUGUUCUUGGGAAGACAAAGAGAAGCUGCGCUUGAAUUUCCAUAGAUUUGCCUACGAACAGUAAUGAAAGAGCUGGGGUCGCAUGUUGAGACACACAGUCCACAGGUCAGCAUGAUGAUGGAGAGGAUCUUGCUGGGUGUCUUGAGUCUCUCAGGGUGGCUCAUCACCUCCAUAUGCCUUCACCGUCAGUACCACUAUGUUGCUGAUCCAAAGACUUGGACUGAAGCUGCCUCCUACUGCAGACGGACAUACACAGACCUGGUCAGCAUUGAAAACACUGAAGAAAUGAACCAACUUAUGAACACUGUUUCAUCUUCCGGCCACAACUCUGAAGUCUGGAUUGGUCUGUACAGUGUAAUCGUCUGGAGGUGGUCUGAUGGCUACAGAGGGACUGGGUCUGAAUACAGGAACUGGGACCCCAGAUACAGUGAACCAAAUUUUUAUUCAGGUCGAACACAGCUGGAUCCUGAAUUUGUUUUUGUGAAUGAAAGAAUGAGUUGGUCCAGUGCUCAGAGGUACUGCAGGGAGAACUACAUAGACCUGGCCACUGUGAGGAACGACACUGAGACUCAGGAGAUCCAGAGUUUGGUGCCGAGUCAAGACCGGGCAUGGAUUGGCCUAUUUAGAGAUCCCAAUUUCAAUUGGUCUGAUGGUAGCAACUACAAAUUCAGCUACUGGGAUGCCGUUAAAAACCCACUUGGCUCAUUGACACAUGUAUGUGGUGUUGCUAUGCAAAGUUCAGGAAGAUGGAGGGCUUUUGACUGUGAAAGGAGAUUACCGUUUGUCUGCUACAGCCUCCCUGCAAAUAGGCAGGUAGUAAGGCUGAGGAUGAAGCCGGAGGACUCCUCUCUGGAUCUGAAUGACCCUGCUGUGAAAGCAGACAUCCUGAAAAAGCUCCAGGACAGACUGGAGACGAAAGUAGCGGGAGCCACCCUGAAAUGGAGAGAGCAGCCUGAUGGGAAGGUCUUCUUCAAGGAAGGGAAAAGUUCUAAGAAGAAAGAAAGAAAAAAGACGGACCUCAUUGUGGACUGGAUGCAGACUUAUCAGAGACAGUACCACUAUGUUGCUGAUCCAAAGACUUGGACUGAAGCUGCCUCCUACUGCAGAUGGACAUGGACAUACACAGACCUGGCCAGCAUUGAAAACACUGAAGAAAUGAACCAACUUAUGAACACAGUUUCAUCUUCCGGCCACAACUCUGAAGUCUGGAUUGGUCUGUACAGUGCAAUCGUCUGGAGGUGGUCUGAUGGCUACAGAGGGACUGGGUCUGAAUACAGGAACUGGAGAACUAGUUACACUGAACCAAAUUUGUAUAGAGGUCUUGAGUUCUGUGUGCAAACUGGAGGUGAUGGAAGGUGGUGGGAUGAGGUUUGCAAUUAUAGAUAUCCAUUUAUCUGUUACGGAGGUGAGGAUCUAGCGAGGCAUGUUUUGAUCUUGAAAAAGUUUUAUUUUGAAUUUCAGUAUGUGACAUUUCCUCCUCCACCCCCUCUAACCCUAACUGCAGGAACACAGCUGGAUCCUGAAUUUGUUUUUGUGAAUGAAAGAAUGAGUUGGUCCAGUGCUCAGAGGUACUGCAGGGAGAACUACAUAGACCUGGCCAAUGUGAGGAACGACACUGAGACCCAGGAGAUCCAGAGUUUGGUGCCGAGUCAAGACCGGGCAUGGAUUGGCCUAUUUAGAGAUCCCAAUUUCAAUUGGUCUGAUGGUAGCAACUACAAAUUCAGCUACUGGGAUAACGAUGUAAACCCACUUGGCUCAUUGACACAUGUAUGUGGUGUUGCUAUGCAAAGUUCAGGAAGAUGGAGGGCUUUUGACUGUGAAAGGAGAUUACCGUUUGUCUGCUACAGCCUCCCUGUAAAGAGGCAGGUAGUAAGACUGAGGAUGAAGCCGGAGGACUCCUCUCUGGAUCUGAAUGACCCUGCUGUGAAAGCAGACAUCCUGAAAAAGCUCCAGGACAGACUGGAGACGAAAGAAGCGGGAGCCACCCUGAAAUGGAGAGAGCAGCCUGAUGGGAAGGUCUUCUUCAAGGAAGGGAAAAGUUAUCAGAAGAAAGAAAGAAAAAAGACGGAGUUCUGAAAUUUAAACCCAACUUUAGCUGUGCUUAUAGGCUUAUCAGAAACCCAUGGUGAACAUGCAUCAUAUGUGCUAUAAAAUGUAGGGCUACUUGGUACGACGGUACGACGGAGUAUUAGGGCCACAUUGAGGGAAAAAAAUAAAUCUGAGAUUUCAAGAAUAAAGUCAUAAUAUUAUGAUAAUAAAGUCAAAGAUUUACAAGAAAAAAG
Molecule: messenger RNA, 2520 nt
Organism: Sebastes umbrosus (honeycomb rockfish)
Lineage: Eukaryota; Metazoa; Chordata; Actinopteri; Perciformes; Sebastidae
Exons: 9
Coding region: 302-2314 (670 amino acids)
Source: RefSeq, a predicted model, not a curated record